Messenger RNA from Candidozyma haemuli, 618 nucleotides. RefSeq names its product H/ACA snoRNP pseudouridylase subunit (gene GAR1). Lineage: Eukaryota; Fungi; Ascomycota; Pichiomycetes; Serinales; Metschnikowiaceae. The transcript has a single exon. Gene Ontology annotation, biological process: snoRNA guided rRNA pseudouridine synthesis; ribosome biogenesis. Gene Ontology annotation, cellular component: box H/ACA snoRNP complex. Gene Ontology annotation, molecular function: box H/ACA snoRNA binding. The record is from RefSeq and is a predicted model, not a curated record. The coding region runs from base 1 to 618 and encodes 205 amino acids.
AUGAACAGAGGUAGAGGCGGCUUUAGAAACCAGCGUGGUGGCCGUGGAGGCUUCUCCCAGCCGCAAGGUCCACCAGAGUCCGUGUUGGAAAUGGGCUCUUUCUUGCACACUUGUGAAGGUGACAUUGUCUGUCGUUCCAUCAACACCAAGAUCCCAUACUUCAAUGCCCCUAUAUAUUUGGAGAACAAGACCCAGAUCGGUAAAGUCGACGAGAUCUUGGGUCCAUUGAACGAGGUUUUUUUCACCAUCAAGCCAUCUGAGGGUGUCCAGGCCAAGUCUUUCAAGGACGGUGACAAGUUCUUCAUUUCCCCAGAUAAGCUACUCCCCUUGGAGAGAUUCUUGCCUAAGCCUAAGGAGGUCGGUCCUAAGCCUAAGAGAAAGGCUGGUGGUGCUGGCGGUGCCGGUGCUGCUCGUGGCGGUCGUGGCGGUUUCGGUGGCCGCGGUGGAGCUCGUGGUGGCUUCGGUGGCCGUGGAGGCAGAGGAGGCAGCUUUGGAGCCCGUGGAGGUUCUAGAGGUGGAUUCGGCGGCGGCCGUGGAGGUGCCAGAGGUGGUUUCGGUGGUCGUGGAGGUGGCCGUGGCGGUUUUGGUGGCGGUGACCGUGGCCGUGGCCGUUACUAA